This is a messenger RNA of Fusarium pseudograminearum CS3096, 630 nucleotides long. RefSeq lists its product as uncharacterized. NCBI's taxonomy places the organism in Eukaryota, Fungi, Ascomycota, Sordariomycetes, Hypocreales, Nectriaceae. Bases 1 to 630 code for a protein of 209 amino acids. The transcript has a single exon. The record is from RefSeq and is a predicted model, not a curated record.
AUGGAGUCCACGUUUCUCGAUUAUCGUGAACAAGGACAGCGGGACAGGGAUUACGGUCGAGCGUUGAUCACGAGUGUGAGCAAUAGAAUCAAGGCAGAAUUUGCUGGUCUUGAAAAUGAAUUUGCUAGUCUGGAAAAUAAAAUUGCGAAACGUCCUGCAACGCAACAACUACAAGAUCAGACUGAAGAAAAACAUCCUACGACGCCACUGUUACGGGCUCAGAUUGCGAGGGAGGAUCUUGUCUUUAUGGUUCUGCUGAUUGAGAUGUAUGGCAGCCAGGUUGUCAUACCUUCAGGUAAUUGUAAGCAUGACUGGAUCGCUGAACAAGUGUGGUUCAAGCAAGAAGACCUGACUUCGUCGAUCAUCCCAACGCUUCACUACCACUUCGAUGGGAAACCUGUAUGGGUUUGCGACAGGACCGUCGGUGCCUACUCGCCUCACCCGCACAUUAUACAUCCUCCCUUGACAUCAUGUCCAACCCAUGGGCUAGGAGCAGGCUGCGAGACUAUGAUUAUGACAGUUCCUUUAGAGCUGCGCCAUAUCCUGUGUAUACCAGUUGCUGAUAUUCCAACACGCAAAUGUAUCGAGCAUGUCUACAGGGUAGGCACCGCCGGCCCCACAAGCCGUUGA